Molecule: messenger RNA, 1413 nt
Organism: Emericellopsis cladophorae
Lineage: Eukaryota; Fungi; Ascomycota; Sordariomycetes; Hypocreales; Bionectriaceae
Exons: 1
Coding region: 1-1413 (470 amino acids)
Source: RefSeq, a predicted model, not a curated record
AUGCUCGCUGUCCACACCGGCAGCACCGAGAGCGGCGACUUUCAGUCACGACAGAGGCACAAAAAAGGCCGCGAGCUUAUAUCAAAAGAUCUCGGACCCUUGAUGAUAUUGCCCGUGACUGAUACAGCCCAGGCUGGGGCGAUGUGUUUCUUUGAGCAUGCUGCGAUCAAACACCUAAGCAAGUACCAACCCUGCGACUCAUGGCAGAAGACUCUCCUGUUCUUCUCCCAAACAGUGCCAUCAGUGAGGCAUGCCGCCAUGGCCCUGUCCAUGCUCCACCGGCGCCACAUCGACCGCGACCGCGACCGCGGGCGGACAUCACCAUUUUUUCAAAGCUGGCUGCCCGAUGAGGCCGCCUUGUUCCACUACAAUCGCGCUAUACAAAUCCUCCUGCACGGAGAAGGCGGCGACAGCACCCAAACAACAGCCGUAACCCUUGUGGUUUGCUAUCUCUUCACUUGCUUUGACCAUCUAGCGUGCAGCUACGUCCAAGCAAUCAAACACCUUCGUGCCGGUGUGGAGCUCUCACGCAACAUCGACAAGGCGAAUACGAACACGCUGAUCUGCCAGGUCACGAAACAGAUCCGCCGUCUCGACAUGCAGGCCGUCAUGUUCCUGGUCGACUGGACUCCAGUGGAUGUACAAGAGCAACACAUAUCCCAGCUCUCACCUUGCGAUGGUGCCUUUCUGUCUCUUGAGCAAGCCGCCGACCACCUGCAGGUUCUUGUCGCCCGCGUCAUGAGUCUGCGCAACGCGGAGCAGGAAAUGUCCGCAACGGGUCAGGUAUCAAAGCCGCCGUCGUCCUGCAAGGAAAUCAUUUUCGAGCAGUUGAAUGUAUGGCUAGGCCUUUUCGGAAAUAUGCAACAACAAAAUGGUUUUCAUGAGACCGAUGCCGGCUCGGACCCGCUCAUGUCACUACUGCGUCUGCACCACAUCAUGGCAUGUAUCCUCCUCAGCAGUGCCGGAUCUGGCAGGGAACUGGCCUAUGACGAGUUUCUGCCCCAGUUCCAGCAGUGCCUGGCCCUGGCGGACGACGUAGCGGCGGCGCAUGAACAGUGUUCGGCUUCGUCACAGCCGACGUUUACGCCCGAGGUUGGCAUUGUCCCAGUGCUUUACAUGAUCGGGGUCAAAUGCCGGCAUCCCAUGGUUCGGCGCAAGGCCGUGAGCAUUCUGCGACGUCGGCCCAUACGGGAAGCGCUUUGGGACAGUAUCUCCGCUGCCAGGGUGGUGGAGCGGGUGAUUGAGAUUGAAGAGGGCGACAUGGUACGGAGCAUGGCACAUAUUACCUCGUGGCAGAGGAUAGAGACCGUCUCUUGGGUGCAUGUCGUUGGCGGACAGUCUGCAAGCACCCUGGCCAUGGAGUAUACUUUCUGCGCGCAGGAGGGAACGUUUGCUGAGUCUCUCGUGAUAUAA